AUGCUGUUCAUGGAGUCCUAUCUGUUCUGCGCCUCGGUUCGACUGGGCGUUAUUCUGAUAAGCGCGUUUGCAUUGAUAAAAAGCAUUACUAUUUUAUAUGUUAUCUCUACGGAGGGCUUUGAUUUCACGCUUUCGCUAAUUUCCACCUUCGACAUUAAUCUGAGCUAUCGAGCCAGCUACUAUAUGGUCAGAGAUACCAUUUACUGGCUGGAACAGUAUCCCGAGACAGUUACCAUAUUUCUGCAGCUUUAUACCAUUAUCCAUUGCAUGUCCUGCAUUCUUGCCGCCUUUGGGGCUUAUAAACUAAGGCGUUAUUUUGUUUUACCCUUGGCCAUAUUCGAGUUUGUGUAUAUCGUGCAAAUCCUAACGCUUUUCGUUCUCUUUCUGCGCAUCGUCAGGCAUUUCGUGAGCCUGGAAAAACUAAUAUUGCUAACUCUUACGGCGUCUGCCUACGCAAUGCUAACGGUCUAUGACUUCUUGGCGCUGAUCGCCUUUGAGCAAAUCAUGAAACUUGUGCGAAGCCGGCAAUACCAAGAGCUCUAUGGCUCGGAUCUGUUCAGGCCCAGACUCAAUAUGGUUCAUGUCUCGCCGAAAGUGGACAAAAGUAUGCCCAAAUGGUGGCAAGCGGAAAACUCGGAACCAAUUUCUGAUAUCAACUAUGGCCAAGAUGAGGCCCACAAGCAUUUCCAGAGCCAGGAACUGUUGGCCGAAGUCUUGCUUCGUAAUGCCAUCAACUUGGACUAUGCUCACAGAAAAGGAUUCUAA
Molecule: messenger RNA, 765 nt
Organism: Drosophila novamexicana
Lineage: Eukaryota; Metazoa; Arthropoda; Insecta; Diptera; Drosophilidae
Exons: 5
Coding region: 1-765 (254 amino acids)
Source: RefSeq, a predicted model, not a curated record